Messenger RNA from Capsicum annuum, 1405 nucleotides. RefSeq names its product transcription factor bHLH162-like. Gene Ontology annotation, biological process: regulation of transcription by RNA polymerase II. The transcript has 3 exons. The coding region runs from base 73 to 717 and encodes 214 amino acids. The record is from RefSeq and is a predicted model, not a curated record. Gene Ontology annotation, molecular function: protein dimerization activity; RNA polymerase II transcription regulatory region sequence-specific DNA binding; DNA-binding transcription factor activity, RNA polymerase II-specific. Lineage: Eukaryota; Viridiplantae; Streptophyta; Magnoliopsida; Solanales; Solanaceae. Gene Ontology annotation, cellular component: RNA polymerase II transcription regulator complex.
UAGAAGAAUACUUAAACUAGAUAGUAUAUUACUUAAGAGUUUCCAUAAAGAGUACACUUGAUCAUCAACAAAAUGUAUAGUGGUUCAAAUUCAGCAGCAAGAUUGGAAAAAAAGUAUGUGGAGAAGAAUAGAAGGAACAAGAUGAAGACACUCUUUAACCAGCUUUAUUCCCUCCUCCCAUCUCAUCCCUUUCAGGAAGCAAUGUCAUUGCCAGAUCAAAUAAAUGCAGCAAUAAAAUAUAUAAAAAGCUCGGAAAUCAAAUUGGAGAAGAGCAAAAUGCAAUUGGAAAAAUUAAGGAGUAAAAAAAGGCCUACUUUAUUAUGCAUGGAAAAUCAUGAUUCCAAUACAAGUACCAGCAAAUUAUCACCUCAGAUUGAGAUCCAAGAAAUGAACCCAACAAUGGACUUAAUUUUGAUCACUGCCCUUGAUAAUAUAGCUAUGUUUUAUAACAUAAUUAGGUUACUUCAUGAGGAAGGUUUUGAAGUAAUUAAUGCCAAUUUUUCACUCCAUGGGAACUCUAUGAUGCAGAUUUUACAUGAAAAUAAGAUUAUUGGGAAGUCAACAUUAAUGGAGUCUAGAGCUACAAGGGUGUAUACAAGACUGAAGGAAUUGAUAUAUGUAUCUUCUUCUUCAACUGAUGAUAUUAUUGAAACCCUACUGCAUUCAUGGGAUUAUGAAAUUCAUUCUGAAAUGCUAGGGUUAAUUAAUUUGUUGUAAAAGAUUUAAUAAAGUAUAACUCACGAGUUUUUGCUUAAAAUUAACCUUUGUAAUAAGUCGUUUGUGGUGUCGUAAGAGGACUCAAGUUUUUUUUUUUUUUCCUGAUAUCCCAUCCGAUCUCUAAUAUUCAUAUUGGAGUUCAACUAAUUUGAUUUCGAGUCUAAAAAUUUCACUAUAGGGAGUAAGGAGUAAGCGCUCCCUCUCCACCACAAUUGAUGUGUGGUAAGUUAUUAAAUUAUAUACUCAUUGGAAGUGCAAUAAAUAUUUUUAUUUUCUUUGUAUUAAUUUAUUGUAGAAGAUUAUUUGUUUAUAUUACUUUUAACUUGAUAAACUGCAAGCAGCAAGAUCAUUGACUUGGUCCAAUAUCUUCAAAAAUAAGUGCAUCAAAACAAACAAUGUAUGUGUGAUUUUUUUUAUGUUGGCGCCUCAGUCAUAUUUGCUUGAAUAAAUAUAAAAAAGGUUGAAAUUUUAGCCAAUUGCAUUUGUAUUUGAAUAAAAAUAAUAAUUUGUUCUUCGAAUUUUAACACAUAAAUAUAAUUUAAAUAUACUCAAAUUUAAAAUAUAAGUUUCAUAUAUCAUAAAGAAUAAAACACGACCACCAUGUUGAAAAAUCGGGCACACACAACGAAAGCAAAUAUACAAAAUCACUUUAAUGUAAUAUAGACAACCGACAUAAUCACAUACUUCA